Quercus lobata is the source of this 1335-nucleotide messenger RNA. RefSeq lists its product as uncharacterized. NCBI's taxonomy places the organism in Eukaryota, Viridiplantae, Streptophyta, Magnoliopsida, Fagales, Fagaceae. The transcript is spliced from 3 exons. The record is from RefSeq and is a predicted model, not a curated record. Gene Ontology annotation, molecular function: RNA-DNA hybrid ribonuclease activity; nucleic acid binding. The coding region runs from base 1 to 1335 and encodes 444 amino acids.
AUGCUGGUGAAGAGCCUGGACGAGGAGAAACACUUGGAUGACUUGCAAGAAACCUUUGACACACUUAGGCAGUACAACAUAAAGUUGAACCCUAGCAAAUGCGCUUUCGGAGUUUCAUUAGGAAAGUUCCUCGAAUUCAUGGUUUCACAUAGAGGAAUUGAGGUAAAUUCUGAUAAGAUACAAGCGAUACUAGAUAUGAAGCCUUCACGAAGCAUUAAAGAAGUCCAGUCUCUUACUGGACGAAUUGCUGCCCUUAACAGUUCAGUAUUGAUCAAAGAAGAAGGAAGGGUGCAGAAGCCAGUCUACUAUACAAGCAGAGCACUCAGAGGAGUGAAAGGACGGUACCCACUGAUAGAAAAAUUGACCUUUGUACUAAUAACAGCUUCUAGGAAGUUGAGACAUUACUUCCAAGCUCAUGUCAUCAAUGUCAUGACGGACCAUCCGCUCAAGAAGGCAAUGAACAAGUUGGAAGUUACAGGACGACUAAUCCAAUGGGCUAUCAAGCUCAAUGAAUUUGACAUCAGGUCUGUGGAAGCAGAAUUGAUACUCGUCCUGGGAGACUUUCAGCUAGUCAUGGGCCAAGUAAAUGGGACAUGUGAAGUCAAGGAAGAACGAAUGAGGAAAUACCUUAAUAUGGUGGCACGCCUUGUAAAGAAGUUUAAGGAAGCUGAUUUCGUUCAAAUCCUAAGAGAAGAGAACAUGGAAGCAAAUAUUUUAGCGAAGGAAGUCUCAGCAAAUGAAGCCAUAGACGAGUUUGAUAAAAUUCAAUACAUGCCAAGCAUAGAUUUUCCAGAAGUACAGCAAAUAGAAGGCGAAGGAAAUUGGAUGACUCCAAUAGUAUCAUACUUGAAGGAUGGAAAGCUUCUAGAGGGGAAAGACGAGGCCAGAAAGCUCAGGGUCAGAUCAGCCAGGUACAUCCUCAUGGACGAGGUACUAUACAAAAGAGGUUUUUCACAACCUCAUCUGAGGUGUUUAGCCCCGGAUGACGCAAAUUAUGUAUUGAGGGAGGUUCAUGAAGGAGCAUGUGGCAACCACUCAGGAGCCAGUUCACUUGUCCACAAGGUCGUCCAUGCAGGAUACUACUGGCCAAUUAUCCAAGCUGAUGCCAAGGAAUAUGUCAAGGUCUGCGAUCAAUGUCAACGAUUCAGUAAUGUCAAUAGACAGUCCUCAGAGAAUCUUACCCCAAUGAUGGCCCCAUGGCCCUUUGCACAAUGGGGAUUAGAUAUCUUAGGUCCCUUUCCUCUUGGAACCAAACAAAUGAAAUUUUUUGUGGUGGGGAUAGACUAUUUCACCAAGUGGGUGGAAGUGGAACCCCUAGCAAAAAUCACACAAUAA